This is a messenger RNA of Menidia menidia (Atlantic silverside), 2828 nucleotides long. Lineage: Eukaryota; Metazoa; Chordata; Actinopteri; Atheriniformes; Atherinopsidae. The record is from the annotation of a GenBank genome assembly.
GAUAAUUCUAAUAAAUUUGUAAACCGAGUUUAGUGUAGAAUGUUUUCAUCAUGUUUAAAUUCUCUGUGUAUAAAAUAUUCCUCUGAGUCUACUGUCAUGCAAGAUCCUUACAAUGUGAGGCACAAACCUGCAAUAAGCCAGCGUUCAGUGUAUUUGACGAUGGAUGUUCUAUGUUUUGUUCAUCAAAAGCAUUAUUUGUUCCUGCAUCUUCAGGGACUUUAUUUCUAUUUGACCAAAGCAAGAAAAACACAACAACAAAUGUUGAGUAUUCUGAUAUUUAGGUUGAAGAUGAAAUCUGAUGCCCUUUGGCCUACAACACAGCAUAAGUCUGUUGUGUUCCCCCAACUUAACCAGUCCUUCCACAUUUACCCAGGAAAUGGAGAGACGGGUGAAUGGGUGUGGUGUGGUUUUUACUCUACUUGUGGAGAGGAAAAUCACUACCCUUCUAAACAUCCACACGCGCACACACGUACACACACAUUUUUGCACCUUUAAGACACUGACACACAAUACAGAUUACAGCAUUUGCUGUCAGGAUACAACCACAGCAGAGGGGAAGAGUUCGAUCGGCUGUGAAUCUUUUUGGACUGAAACCAUCGCCUGUUCAAAGGAUGUCUUUGUUUGGCAGUUUUCUGUCUGAUGAGCAGUUCCAGUGUUCCAUAUGCUUGGAUGUGUUCACCAACCCUUCAUCCACUCCAUGUGGCCACAGCUUCUGCGUGUCCUGCAUCAACAGAUACUGGGAUGGAGCAAAGGUUUGCCAGUGUCCCCUAUGUAAGAAGACCUUCCAGAAGCGACCAGACCUCCAGAUCAACAGGACGCUGCGAGAGAUCACCGAGCAGUUCAAAUCCAUGCGGGGUGGAGUGGCUGGGAAGGAAAAGAGAGGACGAAAAGGAGGAGGAGGAGAUGAAAGCAUGCAACAUAACUUGUAUGAUGAAUUGAGGAAGAAGCUGCCUCGGCCUUUGCCAAACUUACCCAUCUCCAAUACCGAUGGUGCUCCUCCGGGUGAGUCCAUCUCAGCCUUGCCUUUACAGGUCACAAACUCACUAGCUUCAUCGUUCCCAAACCACAUCGCGACAAAUGUAAACCACACCUCCGUUCCUCCUCCCCCCCUGAGCCAUUGCUCUCGCUCCAGCAGUCGCAGAAGGUUCACACUGAGUGGGGCCGCUAGCAGCCAGAACAUACCUUUGUGUGACGUCCACCAGAGGGGACUCAUGAUUUAUUGCAGAACCGACCAGGUGUGCAUCUGUCCUGAGUGUGAGACCGAGGAGCAUUACGAUCAUGACACUGUGACAGUUGAGACAGAAUGGAUAAAAACUAAGGAACAGCUAAGAUUGUCGGAACAGGAGAUCCAAGAGAUGAUCUUACAGAGAAUGGGAAAAAUUGAGGAGAUCAAAAUGUCACUGACUGAAAUGGAGAUGGCCGUGGACAGAGAAACAGCUGGCAGUGUGUGUCUGUUCUCUACGCUGGCCUCAGCCAUCGAACGCUCUCAGGCAGAGCUGAUGGAGGUGAUGGAGCUCAGUCGAAGGGCGGCAGAGCACCAGGCUGACACUAUAAUGCGACAGCUGGAACGGGAGAUAGAAGAGCUCCGGAAAAGAGAAAAGGCUCUCGUUGAGCUCGGCCAAUCAGAUGACCACGUACACUGUGUCAAGACGUUCCCCACUCUGUCUCGACCCCCAAAUGCCAAAGACUGGUCUGGAGUGUCUUUAAAGACUGACCUGGGAACAGCCACCAUCUACAGAUCGCUUGCAGUUCUGGUGGAUAAAUUCCAGGAAGAGCUGAAGAAUGUGUUAGAAACUGGUUUUCCCGCCCCAGUGCUAGAGCCUAGUCCAGUCCGAACUCAGCCCAGAGUGAAGAGAAUACAGGAGUAUGCAUUGGAUGUGACUCUGGACUCCAAUACUGCCCAUCCCAGACUGAUGCUGUCAGAGGACAUGAAAAGUGUGAAGUGUGGAGAUCGACACCAUAAUGUGCUGGACAAACCGGAGAGAUUUGAUCGAGUUGUGUGUGUACUGGGGAGGGAGGCCAUAUCUUCUGGUAGACAUUAUUGGGAGGUGGAGGUGGGUGGAAAGACUGACUGGGAUCUGGGCGUUGCCAGGCAAUCAGUCAGCAGAAAAGGAAAGAUUGAUUAUACCCCUAACAAUGGCUUCUGGUUCCUUAGUUUGAGAGACAAGAGUAAAUACGCAUUUCGCAGUGAGCCAUCCACAGACGUCCAUCUGAACCUCCCCCCUAAUAAGAUAGGAAUAUUUGUGGACUAUGAGAAAGGACAGGUGUCUUUUUACAAUGUUGAUGCCAAAGUCCACAUUUACACUUUCAAUGACAUUUUCACUGAAAAUCUCUACCCAUUCUUCAGUCCCUGCACUAACAAAUCAGGAAAGAAUGAUGGACCACUGACAAUCACACCAGUUAACAUGACAGAGUAACGUGUUGAAGAAAAUCAGCUUUAAGUGGCUAUGAAAUAAUUGACAUGUACAUACAUUCAUUUUAAGCAAAUCAUUUAUUAUAAAAUUGUUACUUUAUCUUUUCCAGUACUGAUAAAUGUGUCUAUCUUUAAGAAAAUGUUGUUCCUGCUGUCACCGCCUUAGAUGUUUACUCCAAAGGAACAGAGGUUUGAAAUUUGCUUUUCUCCGACGGAUAAAAUUAAGCCAGAAGCAGCAACUGUAAAUCCAGAUACUGAGAUUAUUAAAAGGCUGUACACACCACCAACUUGUAUUAUUCCCAGGGACAACACUAACUGUUUAAACUUAUAUAUUUGUAUCAUUCUAAGAUAUAACAGCUGCUGUCUGCACUGCUUCAUGCAAUAGAUGUGAAAUGUAUGAAUAUUUAUAAUAAAA